AUGUCGUCGGGGGCUGCGGUCUCGUCAAUGUCGUUGUUGCCGUGCUUGGGUGAGAAGUCAAACUUCAGCACGUGGAAGUUUCGCCUUAAACUGAUGUUAGAAGAUAAACAAGUUGCAUACGUAUUAAAAGAAGGAGAUAAUGAAAAAGAAAAAUCCGCCGAAUUUAUCAAAGACGAUUCGAGGGCAAAGUCUUUAAUUGCAAUGUGCGUUUCCGACCGCUACAUUGAAAUAAUAAAGGAUGGGAAAACAGCGAGAGAGAUGAUUACGUUAUUGGAAAAUACAUUUGAGAGAAAAAGUGUCUACAACAGGUUCUACCUAAAACGCAAAUUAAUAACUCUAAAGUGCAAUGAGCCAUUAGAAACAUACCUCAUAAAGUUCUCAUCAAUUGUUAAUGAUCUCCAGGCGAUUGAAGUCAAAAUUGAUGAUGAAGAUAAGAUUUGUUACCUGCUGUCAUCGCUGCCUAAGGAAUAUGAUCCUGUAAUUACAUCCAUCGAGACCAUGGCUACAGAGAAGAGACUGACAUUUGAUUUUGUAAAAGCCAGAUUGCUGGACGCUGAGACAAAAAUCAUCACAAACAAGGACACGACCGAUCAAGAGAGUGCAUUCAUCACAUGUUUUACUUGUGGUAAGCCGGGACACAAAAGCUAUGAGUGUAAAGAUAGGACUAAUGAAAAAGAGCCACAUCGAGGCAGGGGCCGUGGGAGAGCUGCUGGCCGAGGUCGCAGAGCUGCACGAGGACAACCCACACGAGGUCGAGGACAACGUGGUCAAGCCCAAGAGACGUCCCUAGCUGGUAAGGCGGAAGUUGGAUUUUUUGCCAGUGAAUACAUGUUUGGAUCAGUUGAUAAUUCUAAUAUUACAUUUAUCGUAGAUUCAGCAGAGUCAGAGUACAUUGCUGCUGCUGCCACAGCUCAAGAGUUGGUGAAUCUUAAAGGUCUCAGUCAACAUUUAAAGUUCAAAAAUGAUGCCAUCUUACUCGUGGAUAAUAUAGGAGCAAUUUCUAUGUCUAAAAGUUAUGAAAAUUCAAAAAGAACUAAACACAUAGAUAUUAGGGCUCAUUUUCUUAAAGAUAUUGUUGAAAAGGGCAUCAUUGCUAUUGAAUAUAUUAAUUCUAAUGAUAACUUAGCUGACAUAAUGACUAAAAGUUUAUGUAAAGACAAAUUUUUAAAAUUUAGAGAUCAAUUUAUGUGU
This is a messenger RNA of Brenthis ino (lesser marbled fritillary), 1191 nucleotides long. Lineage: Eukaryota; Metazoa; Arthropoda; Insecta; Lepidoptera; Nymphalidae. The record is from the annotation of a GenBank genome assembly.